CUGUAGACCCCAUUUUACCUUCAGCUAUGGAGUGGAGAACAUCUGCACUCUGCAUACUGCUGCUGGUUCUCACCUGUGGCACCCUGGUUAAUGCAAAGAGGGUCUAUGCUAGUAACCAUGUGAACACUAUCUGUAGCAUGUGGGGUAACUUCCACUUCAAGACAUUUGACGGAGAGACUUAUCAGUUUAAAGGCACGUGUGAAUAUAACCUGGUGUCCGACUGUCAUAGCCUCAUUCGGCAGUUCUCGGUUUACGUGAAGAGAACCCAAGAACCCAAAGAUUCAAAGAUCAGCAGACUGUCGGUUACUAUCAAUGACAUUGCCGUGGUAAUGACAGAGGACCUGGUGACGGUCAAUGAAAUGAAUGUAACACUACCCAUCCAUGUCGCAGGAAUCCUCGUGGAGAAGAAUCCGAUUUACACCAAACUCUAUUCCAAGCUUGGCAUCACUGUCAUGUGGAACAGAGAUGAUUCAGUCUUGGUGGAGCUGGACUCCAAAUAUUCCAGUCACACUUGUGGACUGUGUGGUGAUUUUAAUGGCAUUGCACUCAAUGAUGAAUUUAUCCAUUCAGGACGAAGGCUUGGCUAUGUCGAGUUCGGGAAUAUGCACAGAGUUCAUGACCCGAACCAUUUUUGUGAAGACCCCUUUGAAGAGGUUGAAGGGCAAAAUGCGGUGGACCAAUGUGAAAAACACCAGGAGAUUUGUGGAGACAUUUUGGAAAAUGAAGACUGGUCAUCUUGUAGCUGGGUUCUGAGCCCUUUGCCAUACAUCAAGGCUUGUGCGAAUGAUAUGUGUAACCGUCAGCCUGAUAAAACAAACACCACAUCACUUUGCUCAACCCUGUCUGAAUACUCACGUCAGUGCUUGCACGCCGGAGGAACCCCACCCAACUGGAGAACAUCCAACUUCUGCUCUGUGAAAUGUCCCUACAAUAUGGUUUAUUCUGAAAGUGGUUCUCCCUGCAUGAACACAUGCUCACACAGAGACACAAACACGCUGUGUGAAGAACACAAAGUCGACGGCUGCUUCUGCCCUCCAGGCACUGUAUUUGAUGAUAUCUCAAACACGGGCUGUAUCCCACUGAAACAAUGCCAGUGUAAACAUGACCACGUCUACAAUACAGGAGAGGUCCUUCAGAAAGAGGGGGAAGAAUGUGUGUGUGACGGAGGAAACUGGAUUUGUAAGAGUCUGCCCAGUCCUGGCCUGUGUGCGUUAGAGGAAGGCUCUCACUUCACCACCUAUGACGGGAAAGAAUUCACUUUCCACGGAGACUGCAACUAUUUGCUUUCUAAAGAAUGUGAGAGGUCAAAGUUCAGCAUAUAUGGGCAAAUUGUUCCUUGUAUAAAUCUUGAAACUGACACCUGCUUGAAAUCUAUAGCGGUGCUGCUUGACAACGACAAGAAAAAUCCUCUUAUUAUUAAAGCUGAUGGGACAGUGCAACACAACGCUGAAGUUUUACUUCCAUACACCACAGCUGACUUUACCGUGUUCAGGCCGUCGUCAUUUCACAUCAUGUUUCAGACCGCAUUCGGUCUGCAGGUGCAGGUUCAGCUGGUUCCCAUCAUGCAGGUGUACAUUACUGUUGAUCAAAGCUUUCAAGGGAAGACUUGUGGGCUUUGUGGAAAUUUUAACAAAGUUCUUUCUGACGACCUGAAGACGCUUCAGGGCAUAGUGGAGGGUACAGCCAUUUCGUUCGCAAACACCUGGAAGGUCCAAUCUAACUGCCCUGACCGUAAAGAAAGAAUGGACGACCCCUGUUCCUAUAGCACCAAUAACGAGCACUUUGCUGAGCACUGGUGUUCCAAGAUGAAGGACAAAGAGAGCCUGUUUGCCAAAUGUCACACCUCCGUCAAUCCAGACAGCUACUACAAAAGGUGCAAAUACUCCAGCUGUAAUUGUGAGAAGAGUGAAGAGUGUCUGUGCGCCGUGUUCUCCUCGUACGCCCGGGCCUGUGCAGCUAAAGGGAUAUUUCUCCAAGGCUGGAGACACUUAGUGUGCGAGAAAUACACAAUGAAUUGCCCUGCGUCGCAAAACUACUCCUAUCAGCUGCAGAGCUGUCAGAGCACCUGUCAAUCUCUCAGCUCAGAGCGCCAGGACUGCAGCGUUGACUUUGUGCCUGUAGACGGAUGUGCCUGUCCAGAAGGACUCUACCAAGAUGAGAUGGGAGUCUGUGUACCCAUGGAAAGAUGUCCAUGUUACCACAAUGGCUUGAAAGUCAAACCUGGCAGGUCUAUCAGCAUCAAGGAUGAACAUUGUGUUUGCAUGAAUGGAAAAUUUCACUGUCGCUCUUGGAAACCUCGUGUUCUGGAUUGCUCAUCUCCAAGGGUUUACUUCAACUGCAGUACAGCAGGCCAGAAUGAACAUGGAUUGGAGUGUGCACAGACUUGUUUGCAACAGAAAGUGGAUUGUUUCUCCCUGGAGUGUGAAUCUGGAUGCCAGUGUCCUACAGGUCUCCUGGAUGAUGGAAGAGGAAACUGUGUUACACCACAUAACUGCCCGUGUCCACACAAUGGACAGUUUUAUGCACCAGGGGCUCAGAUAACCAUGGACUGCAAUAAAUGCACUUGUCAACAGGGAACAUGGAAAUGUACAGAACAUAGCUGUCCGGGCAUCUGCACUAUUUAUGGAAGUGGACAUUAUCAAACUUUUGAUCAACAACGAUUCGGCUUUAGAGGGGACUGCAGUUAUAUAGCUGUGCAGGACAAGUGCGGCAAUAAGACCGGCCAUUUUAGUGUGGUGACUGAGAAUAUACCGUGUGGAACAACAGGAACCACGUGUUCAAAAGCUGUUGAUAUCAUUUUGGGGAGGACUAGACUGGAUCUUUCUGGUGACAAAGUAACAGCCACUGACAUUGGAGUUGGUCCACUUAUCAAGUACAAAGAAAGAAAGGUUGGCAUGUAUCUCGUCAUCGAUGCUGAGAACGGUCUGACAGUUUUGUGGGACCGGAUAACCACCGUCCGCAUCAUUCUGCAACCCCAGCAUUCGGGACAAGUUUGCGGGCUCUGUGGAAAUUUCAAUGGAGAUGGAAAAGAUGACUUCACCACUCAAGGAAACCUGCAAACUACAAAUAUAGUAGAGUUUGUGGACAGCUGGAAAGCGUUAAGCAACUGUCCUGAUUCAGAACCGGACAUUGACCCGUGCCUGGCGACUCCCAAUCGACACACCUGGGCCAAAAUACAAUGUAGCAUUAUAAAGGGAGAUCCUUUCAAUGACUGCCAUAGUAAGGUGGAUCCAAACCCAUAUUACGAGAAUUGUGUGAAGGACUCAUGUGCGUGUGACACGGGUGGAGACUGUGAGUGCUUCUGCACAGCCGUAGCCGCUUACGCUCAAGCCUGCAAUGAAGCAGAUGUUUGUGUGGUCUGGAGAACACCUGAGAUCUGCCCUGUGUUCUGUGACUACUACAAUAAUCCAGGUGACUGCACAUGGCAUUACAGUCCAUGUCAUACUCCAUGCUACAAAACCUGUCUCAAUCCUGAGGGCAUCUGCAAUAACACUUUACCCAACCUGGAGGGAUGCUGUUACUACAAUGGAACAGAAUAUGGUGACAAUGAUAUAAUUUACAAUGUAACAGAUGGCAUGGGAAUGUGCUACUAUGCCAUUUGUAUAAAUACCACUGUGAUUGAAACACAGGAACCAUGUAAACCUUCACCAACACCUCCUGAAAGUACUCCAACAACUACAAUUACAGUGUCAACAACAGAAUCAACCACUCCCUCACAACCACCCACUGUGUCCACAUCUUCACCUACACCAACAGAAAUUAAAACAAUUACAACAACAGGAACACCUCCUAGCAGUGCUCCAACAACAAAAUUGACACAAUCAACAACCAUGUUAGGAUCUACAACUUCCCCACAAACGCCCAAACCUCCCACUGUUUCCACAUCUUCACCUACACCAACAGAAAUUACAACAACAACAACGAGAACACCUCCUAGCAGUACUCCAACAACAAAAAUGACACAAUCAACAACCAUGGUAGGAUCUACAACUUCCUCACAAACGCCCAAACCUCCCACUGCUGAAAUUACAAUUACAACUGGAACACCUCCUGGCAGUAUUACAACAACAAAAAUGACACAAUCAACAACCAUAGUAGGAUCUACAACUUCCUCACAAACACCCAAACCUCCCACUGUUUCCACAUCUUCACCUACACCAACAGAAAUUACAACAACAACAACAGGAACACCUCCUAGCAGUACUCCAACAACAAAAAUGACACAAUCAACAACCAUGGUAGGAUCUACAACUUCCUCACAAACGCCCAAACCUCCCACUGCUGAAAUUACAAUUACAACUGGAACAUCUCCUGGCAGUAUUACAACAACAAAAAUGACACAAUCAACAACCAUGGUAGGAUCUACAACUUCCUCACAAACACCCAAACCUCCCACUGUUUCCACAUCUUCAACUACACCAACAGAAAUUACAACAACAACAUCAGGACCACCUCCUAGCAGUACUCCAACAACAAAAAUGACACAAUCAACAACAGUAGUAGAAUCUACCCCAUCAUCAUCAACACCCAACUUGUCCACUGUUUCCACACCUAUAGCAUCUACAACAACAGAAACAUCUAUUUCAUCAACUUCAAGUCCAACAACCUCAUCAGGAACUCCAGAAACAAUGUCACCUUGUGUGGAUAAAUGUGAGUGGUCUGAGUGGUUCAAUGUAUAUAAUCCUGUAACAGGAGGAGGGAAUGACUUUGAGACAUAUGAAAAUAUAAAACAAAGUGGAAAAAAUAUCUGUGAACAUCCAGAAGAUAUUGAAUGUAGAGCUGUGAACCAACCGGACAUUAGCUUUGAAGAAUUUGUUAGUUCAACAAAACAAGUAGUCCAGUGCAAUGUUUUAUAUGGUCUGCAGUGUGAGAAAAAUAAACAGAACACUCGUCCCUAUAAAUGUUUUGACUAUGAAAUACGGGUCCUCUGCUGUUUUCCUUGUUCCACACCAUCACCCACAACAACACCAACCUUUACAUUUAGCACAACACAAACACCCUUGGGCUCAACAUCCAGGCCAUCUACCACAUCCUCACAAACGCCCAAACCUCCCACUGUUUCCACAUCUUCACCUACACCAACAGAAAUUACAACAACAACAACAAGAACACCUCCUAGCAGUACUCCAACAACAAAAUUGACACAAUCAACAACUAUGGUAGGAUCUACAACUUCCUCACAAACGCCCAAACCUCCCACUGUUUCCACAUCUUCACCUUCACCAACAGAAAUUACAACAACAGGAACACCUCCUAGCAGUACUCCAACAACAAAAUUGACACAAUCAACAACCAUGGUAGGAUCUACAACUUCCCCACAAACGCCCAAACCUCCCACUGCUGAAAUUACAAUUACAACUGGAACACCUCCUGGCAGUAUUACAACAACAAAAAUGACACAAUCAACAACCAUGGCAGGAUCUACAACUUCCUCACAAACACCCAAACCUCCCACUGUUUCCACAUCUUCACCUACACCAACAGAAAUUACAACAACAACAACAGGAACACCUCCUAGCAGUACUCCAACAACAAAAAUGACACAAUCAACAACCAUGGUAGGAUCUACAACUUCCUCACAAACGCCCAAACCUCCCACUGCUGAAAUUACAAUUACAACUGGAACAUCUCCUGGCAGUAUUACAACAACAAAAAUGACACAAUCAACAACCAUGGUAGGAUCUACAACUUCCUCACAAACACCCAAACCUCCCACUGUUUCCACAUCUUCACCUACACCAACAGAAAUUACAACAACAACAUCAGGACCACCUCCUAGCAGUACUCCAACAACAAAAAUGACACAAUCAACAACCAUGGUAGGAUCUACAACUUCCCCACAAACGCCCAAACCUCCCACUGCUGAAAUUACAAUUACAACUGGAACACCUCCUGGCAGUACUACAACAACAAAAAUUACACAAUCAACAACCAUGGUAGGAUCUACAACUUCCUCACAAACACCCAAACCUCCCACUGUUUCCACAUCUUCACCUACACCAACAGAAAUUACAACAACAACAACAGGAACACCUCCUAGCAGUACUCCAACAACAAAAAUGACACAAUCAACAACCAUGGCAGGAUCUACAACUUCCUCACAAACACCCAAACCUCCCACUGUUUCCACAUCUUCACCUACACCAACAGAAAUUACAACAACAACAACAGGAACACCUCCUAGCAGUACUCCAACAACAAAAAUGACACAAUCAACAACCAUGGCAGGAUCUACAACUUCCUCACAAACACCCAAACCUCCCACUGUUUCCACAUCUUCACCUACACCAACAGAAAUUACAACAACAACAACAGGAACACCUCCUAGCAGUACUCCAACAACAAAAAUGACACAAUCAACAACCAUGGCAGGAUCUACAACUUCCUCACAAACACCCAAACCUCCCACUGUUUCCACAUCUUCACCUACACCAACAGAAAUUACAACAACAACAACAGGAACACCUCCUAGCAGUACUCCAACAACAAAAAUGACACAAUCAACAACCAUGGUAGGAUCUACAACUUCCUCACAAACGCCCAAACCUCCCACUGCUGAAAUUACAAUUACAACUGGAACAUCUCCUGGCAGUAUUACAACAACAAAAAUGACACAAUCAACAACCAUGGUAGGAUCUACAACUUCCUCACAAACACCCAAACCUCCCACUGUUUCCACAUCUUCACCUACACCAACAGAAAUUACAACAACAACAUCAGGACCACCUCCUAGCAGUACUCCAACAACAAAAAUGACACAAUCAACAACCAUGGUAGGAUCUACAACUUCCCCACAAACGCCCAAACCUCCCACUGCUGAAAUUACAGUUACAACUGGAACACCUCAUGGCAGUACUACAACAACAAAAAUUACACAAUCAACAACCAUGGUAGGAUCUACAACUUCCUCACAAACACCCAAACCUCCCACUGUUUCCACAUCUUCAACUACACCAACAGAAAUUACAACAACAACAACAGGAACACCUCCUAGCAGUACUCCAACAACAAAAAUAACACAAUCAACAACCAUGGUAGGAUCUACAACUUCCUCACAAAAGCCCAAACCUCCCACUUUUUCCACAUCUUCACCUACACCAACAGAAAUUACAACAACAGUAACACCUACUGGGAGUACUCCAACAACUAAACUGACAAAAUCAACAACAGCAGUAGAAUCUACCCCAUCAUCAUCAACACCCAACUUGUCCACUGUUUCCACACCUAUAGCAUCUACAACAACAGAAACAUCUAUUUCAUCAACUUCAAGUCCAACAACCUCAUCAGGAACUCCAGAAACAAUGUCACCUUGUGUGGAUAAAUGUGAGUGGUCUGAGUGGUUCAAUGUAUAUAAUCCUGUAACAGGAGGAGGGAAUGACUUUGAGACAUAUGAAAAUAUAAAACAAAGUGGAAAAAAUAUCUGUGAACAUCCAGAAGAUAUUGAAUGUAGAGCUGUGAACCAACCGGACAUUAGCUUUGAAGAAUUUGUUAGUUCAACAAAACAAGUAGUCCAGUGCAAUGUUUUAACUGGUCUGCAGUGUGAGAAAAAUAAACAGAACAACCGUCCCUAUAAAUGUUUUGACUAUGAAAUACGGGUCCUCUGCUGUUUUCCUUGUUCCACACCAUCACCCACAACAACACCAACCUUUACAUUUAGCACAACACAAACACCCUUGGGCUCAACAUCCAGGCCAUCUACCACAUCCUCACAAACGCCCAAACCUCCCACUGUUUCCACAUCUUCACCUACACCAACAGAAAUUACAACAACAACAACAACAAGAACACCUCCUAGCAGUACUCCAACAACAAAAUUGACACAAUCAACAACUAUGGUAGGAUCUACAACUUCCUCACAAACGCCCAAACCUCCCACUGUUUCCACAUCUUCACCUACACCAACAGAAAUUACAACAACAGGAACACCUCCUAGCAGUACUCCAACAACAAAAUUGACACAAUCAACAACCAUGGUAGGAUCUACAACUUCCCCACAAACGCCCAAACCUCCCACUGCUGAAAUUACAAUUACAACUGGAACACCUCCUGGCAGUAUUACAACAACAAAAAUGACACAAUCAACAACCAUGGCAGGAUCUACAACUUCCUCACAAACACCCAAACCUCCCACUGUUUCCACAUCUUCACCUACACCAACAGAAAUUACAACAACAACAACAGGAACACCUCCUAGCAGUACUCCAACAACAAAAAUGACACAAUCAACAACCAUGGUAGGAUCUACAACUUCCUCACAAACGCCCAAACCUCCCACUGCUGAAAUUACAAUUACAACAGGAACACCUCCUAGCAGUACUCCAACAACAAAAAUUACACAAUCAACAACCAUGGUAGGAUCUACAAUUUCCUCACAAACGCCCAAACCUAACACUAUUUCCACAUCUUCACCUACACCAACAAAAAUAACAACAACAACAGGAACAACUUCUGGUAGUACUCAGCCAACAAACAUUAUUGAAUCAACAACCGAAACAGUAACUACAUUAUUAGUAUCAACUAAGAGCAGCUCAACUCCUGAGCUACAAGUAACUACUGGUCCUACAAAAACAACACUACCCGUCUCAACCGAAAAACAAAUAAAUGGAUCAACUGAAUCUACAACAACCAUAGAACCACCCACAUCCUUACAAACGGCCAAAUCAACCACUGUUUCAACAUCUUUACCUACACCAUCAAAAGUUACAAUAACAACAGGAAAAACUCCUGGAAGUACUCCAACAACAGAACUAACACAAUCAACAACAGGGGUUGGAUCUACCACAUCCUCACAAACACCAAAACCACCCACGGUUUCUACAUCUUCACCUACACCAACAGAAAAGACUACAACAACAGGAACACCUCCUGGACCUACUCCAACAACUAAAGUAACACAAUCAACAACAGUGGUGGUAUCUACAACUUCCUCACAAACAUCCAAACCACCCAUUGUUUCUACAUCUUCACCUACACCAUCAAAAGGUACAAUAACAACAGGAACACCUCCUGAAAGUACUCCAACACCAAAGCUAACACAAUCAACAACAGGGGUUGGAUCUACCACAUCCUCACAAACACCAAAACCACCCACUGUUUCUACAUCUUCACCUACACCAACAGAAAAGACUACAACAACAGGAACACCUCCUGGACCUACUCCAACAACUAAAGUAACAGAAUCAACAACAGUGGUAGUAUCUACAACUUCCUCACAAACACCCAAACCACCCGUUGUUUCUACAUCUUCACCUACACCAACAACUUCUACAACAGGAACACCUCCUGGAGGUACUCCAACAACUAAAGUAACACAAUCAACAACAGGGGUUGGAUCUACCACAUCCUCACAAACACCAAAACCACCCACUGUUUCUACAUCUUCACCUACACCAACAGAAAAGACUACAACAACAGGAACACCUCCUGGACCUACUCCAACAACUAAAGUAACAGAAUCCACAACAGUGGUGGUAUCUACAACUUCCUCACAAACACCCAAACCACCCACUGUUUCUACAUCUUCACCUACACCAACAGAAAAGACUACAACAACAGGAACACCUCCUGGACCUACUCCAACAACUAAAGUAACACAAUCAACAACAGUGGUAGUAUCUACAACUUCCUCACAAACACCCAAACCACCCAUUGUUUCUACAUCUUCACCUACACCAUCAAAAGGUACAAUAACAACAGGAACACCUCCUGAAAGUACUCCAACACCAAAGCUAACACAAUCAACAACAGGGGUUGGAUCUACCACAUCCUCACAAACACCAAAACCACCCACUGUUUCUACAUCUUCACCUACACCAACAGAAAAGACUACAACAACAGGAACACCUCCUGGACCUACUCCAACAACUAAAGUAACACAAUCAACAACAGUGGUAGUAUCUACAACUUCCUCACAAACACCCAAACCACCCAUUGUUUCUACAUCUUCACCUACACCAACAGAAAAGACUACAACAACAGGAACCCCUCUUGGAAGUACUUCAACAACUAAAGUAACACAAUCAACAACAGUGGUGGUAUCUACAACUUCCUCACAAACACCCAAACCACCCACUGUUUCUACAUCUUCACCUACACCAACAACUUCUACAACAGGAAUACCUACUGGAAGUACUCCAUCAACUAAAGAAACACAAUCAACAACAGUGGUAGUAUCUACAACUUCCUCACAAACACCCAAACCAACCACUGUUUCUACAUCUUCACCUACACCAGCAAAAGUUACAAUAACAACAGAAACACCUCCUGAAAUUACUCCAACAACAAAACUAACACAAUCAACAACAGGGGUUGGAUCUACCACAUCUUCACAAACACCAAAACCACCCACUGUUUCUACAUCUUCACCUACACCAACAGAAAAGACUACAACAACAGGAACACCUCCUGGAACUACUCCAACAACUAAAGUAACACAAUCAACAACAGUGGAAGUAUCUACAACUUCCUCACAAACACCCAAACCACCCAUUGUUUCUACAUCUUCACCUACACCAUCAAAAGUUACAACAACAACAGAAACACCUCCUGAAAGUACUCCAACAACAAAACUAACACAAUCAACAACAGGGGUUGGAUCAACCACAUCUUCACAAACACCAAAACCACCCCCUGUUUCUACAUCUUCACCUACAUCAACAGAAAAGACUACAACAACAGGAACACCUCCUGGACCUACUCCAACAACUAAAGUAACAGAAUCAACAACAGUGGUGGUAUCUACAACUUCCUCACAAACACCCAAACCACCCAUCGUUUCUACAUCUUCACCUACACCAACAAGAAUUACUACUACAACAACAACAACAACAACAACAACAGGAACACCUACUGUUUCAUCUACACGUCCUGGAAGCACUCCACCGACCUCAUCCACAAAGCCCUUAACAACAACUAUAAAGACAACCCUAUCUACCCGUCCUAGCACUACACCCUGUAUUUGUGAAUUUAAUGGAAUGCAGUAUGAGCCUGGAGAUACAAUCCUCGACAAUGUGCACCUUGGCUCUGGGAUCUGCCUUACCAUGGUCUGCUCUGACAUCUGUGUGAUUCAGAAUAAAACAAACCCAUGUCCAACUUCACCAACACCAACUCCCACUCCAUACUACGACUGCCCUGAAUGGGACAAAAAUACCAAUGAGACCUUCAUCCUGUGUAACUGCACUAUGGCUAGAUGCAUAGAGGACAAUAUUAUUGAGAUUAUCCCAUACGAAUGUCCCCCACUCCAAAACAUCACAUGUGCUAAUGGAAAGAACCCAGUGCUGGUAUAUGAUGAGCAUUACUGCUGCCAGCAUUACGCAUGUGACUGCUUUUGUGAAGGCUGGGGCGAUCCUCAUUACAUCACAUUUGAUGGAACGUUUUACAGUUAUCAAGGAAACUGCACUUAUACAUUAAUGGAAGAAAUUCGGCCUCACUAUCAUUUGAAGAUCUACAUUGAUAAUGUCUUUUGUGACCCCAUUGAGCGUGUUUCCUGUCCAAGGUCAAUUAUUGUAUCGUAUAACAACCAAGUCAUUACACUUACAAAUCACAAUUUAUUUGGAGGUGCAGAUCUAGAGGCUUCAAUGGACAAUAAAAAGCUAAGACUGCCUUUUAGUCGUAAUGGAGUGAGGGUGGUGAGCUCAAGCUUGGAUUUAUUCCUGGAGAUUCCGCAGCUGGAUGUCAUUGUAACAUUUGGAGCCACCGGCUUUAGCAUCAACCUGCCAUUCAAGCAUUUUGGAAACAACACACAAGGGCACUGUGGAACAUGCAACAAUAACGUGGCCGAUGACUGUAUGCUUCCCGGAGGAAUCUUGGUGCCUGACUGUGCAGUGAUGGCGGAUUACUGGCCAGCUAACAUCAAAAAUGGUGAAAUAUGCACUAAACCGACUGUGUUACCUACAGUGGCAACAAGCCCCAAACCCACACCCAGCAAUUGCCAGGCUCUUCCGGAAUGCAACCUCCUGAAUAGCAAGUUGUUCGAACAGUGCCAUGCCUAUGUGUCUCCAGAUAACUUCUUUACAGGCUGUCAAUAUGACAGCUGUCAUAUGAGCAACCAUGCCGUGGUGUGUACGAGUCUGCAGAGCUAUGCAAGGGCUUGUUCUCAGUUUGGCCUCUGCAUAAACUGGAGAAACUACACAAGCCUCUGCAACAUUGAAUGCCCAAUAGGUAAAAUCUUCAAGCCAUGUGGCCCAGCUGAACCCCAAACCUGUGAAGACCAACCUGAACAGAGCAGUAUUGAAAUGAGCACUGAGGGAUGCUUUUGCCCAGAUGGAAUGAUGCUCUUCAACAAAGAAUCAGGAGUCUGUGUGGAAAAAUGCGGAUGCCUGGAUGCAUCAGGUACACCACGUGAGUUUGGUGAGGUCUUCGAGUACAACUGCGGGGACUGUGUCUGUGAAAGGGACACCAAAUCUGUCAACUGUAAGCCCAAACAGUGUCAAGAUUCUGUCCCUGAGAGCUGCACACAACCUGGCUUAGUGUUGGUGAAUGUCACUGAUCCCUCUGACCCAUGCUGCACCAAACAAGUUUGCGAUUGUGAUAUAACUACAUGCCCACCUUUGAAAAAGAUGUGUGAGAUUGGAUAUUCUUCAGAAUUGGAGGUGCCUGAGGGAAAAUGCUGUCCAGAAAUAAUAUGCGUGCCCAAAAAAGUCUGUGUCUUUGACAAUAAAGAAUAUGAGCCUGGUAGCCACAUCCCCGUUGUUAACUGUCAAGAAUGUAAAUGUACUCGGGAAGUGGAUCCUAAAACACAGUGGUUCAAAGUCAGCUGCAAAAUGGUGACAUGCAACAAAUUCUGUGAUGAUGGUUAUGAAUAUCAAGAGCCUGUAAGCUAUAAGGACUGCUGUGGGAAGUGCGUGCAAACUCACUGUAUCGUCAAUGUCAAUGGCACGCAACAUAUACUGAAGGAGGGAGAUGUUUUGCCCACUACUGACCAAGAUUGUGACAGAAUCACGUGCACUAAAGUUAAUGGACAUUUCGUCACUGAUAACUACAGAGUCCAGUGCCCUGCUUUCAACAUCUCCAACUGCCAGCCUGGUACAGUAAAGCUCAUGGCUGAUGGCUGCUGCUACUUCUGUGAGGACAAGAUUAAGAGCUGUCAAGUGCAGAUUGUUCACGAUUAUAUUGUUUCCGACGGCUGCCAAUCAGAGAAUAAAAUGGACCUGACAUUCUGUGAGGGAGAAUGUGGCAGUUAUACCAGGUACACUGAACCCAAGCUCUCCACCUGUAGCUGUUGCCAGGCAACCAACACAAGUAAUAGAACAGUGUCUCUCGGUUGUCCAAGUGGAGCCAAAAUACAUCACACGUACAUUCAUGUCAAUAAGUGCACCUGUAGUAAAACAGCCUGUCAUGAAACUGGAUUUAACCAGCACAAGCUUGAAAACUCCCGUAAGAAACGCGGCUUUCAACUUACAUGAGCUCUUAAUGACUCCAGAUGUCAAUGAGCCGUCAAAUAACUGUGUGAAGCUUGUAAUCUGAAUUUAAUUUAAUUGCAUUGCUAUGUUUAACUAUUUCAAAAGCUUAAUUUCUUUCUCAAUUGAUCUUUGGAUAAA
Messenger RNA from Paramisgurnus dabryanus, 13538 nucleotides. NCBI's taxonomy places the organism in Eukaryota, Metazoa, Chordata, Actinopteri, Cypriniformes, Cobitidae. The record is from RefSeq and is a predicted model, not a curated record.